Messenger RNA from Striga asiatica, 1187 nucleotides. The record is from the annotation of a GenBank genome assembly. NCBI's taxonomy places the organism in Eukaryota, Viridiplantae, Streptophyta, Magnoliopsida, Lamiales, Orobanchaceae.
GUAAACAUUUUCCAUAAGGGCGUUUAAAACCCUGCUUUAAACUUCCUGAUUUAUUUCCUUUUUAACGAAUAUAUAUGUUGUAUCUGAGUGAAUUAUUUUCCCUGAAGAGUCUAGCCAGUGCAGCUGCUACUGACCUUAGAUUAUCUCGAAGCAUAACCACUCAAACUGGAAUUGCUUCUGGUAUGCCAAAAUUUGGGCAUGAUGGGAAACCCACGGCUAGAACAUUUGCACCUUAUUCUAUCUUCAAGGGAAAAGCUGCGCUUUCUGCUGACCCUAGUCUCCCAAUGUUUACUAAAUUGGAAUCUGGAGACUACAGAGUUGAACGUCAUGGUUCCAUUAUGUUAACCUUCUGGCCUGCUAUUGGUGAACGUAAAUAUAAUUGGGAGAAGAAACAGAAGUUUGCUCUGUCAGCAACAGAGGUUGGGUCCCUGAUCAGUUUGGGUGUGAAAGAUUCUUGUGAAUUCUUCCAUGACCCAGCAAUGAAGUCGAGUAAUGCAGGCCAAGUUAGGAAAACUUUAUCUGUUAAAGCCCAACCUGAUGGAAGUGGUUACUUCAUUUCUCUGAGUGUUGUCAACAAUAUCCUCAAAACCAAUGAUCGGUUUGUUAUUCCUGUCACUUGUGCUGAAUUUGCAGUUAUGCGAACAGCUUUCACUUUUGCUUUGCCUCACAUAAUGGGUUGGGACCGAUUAACCAAUCAGCCACUAGAGUUUGCCGCCAGCAAAAGUACACCAGCAGUGGCGGUUGCUGAUCUUCAGAACUCUGAGUGGGAUAGAUAGGUGGAAUGAAUUUAAGUGUCAACCAUUGUGUUUGUUAACUUGAUUGUAGCCCUUGCAGUUUCGACAUUGUUCCAUGGUGUUGAAUGUUUUAACAAACUUAUGUCUAGUUAAGAAUGCUUUUGAUGCGCCUGUGAAUAGCAGACUAGUUUGAAUUAUGGAGGUUUCUGAACAAUUCGGAAUUGUUUUGCAGCAAGUAAUCCUGAUAUUUGGCACCUUAUCUGGCAUGUUGUUAUGUCUUGCUCAAACCAACUGUCCUUGUUGGAGUAUUAUUAAGGUUUGUUUGCUUGAUAACAUUUUUGGUCUGAUGAGUAUUUUGUAGAGUUUUGUUUUCUUAAUAUUUGGUGAACUCGAACAAAGCUUCAAGGGUACAUCUUCCCUAACUUUCAAGUAUAUUUCAUAUGCAAAUGUUUU